Vairimorpha ceranae is the source of this 213-nucleotide messenger RNA. RefSeq lists its product as hypothetical. The transcript has a single exon. NCBI's taxonomy places the organism in Eukaryota, Fungi, Microsporidia, Nosematidae. The record is from RefSeq and is a predicted model, not a curated record. The coding region runs from base 1 to 213 and encodes 70 amino acids.
AUGUUUAAAACUUUACGAAUUCCUGCCUUAAAAAGACAUAUAAAAAGUGUUCUUACACAAAUUCAAACCUUAAAAUUUUUGCAAUGUAACACGCCAAUGCCCAUUGUGUCAUUUGCUAUGUAUAUUCCUACAAAAAUUUUAAAAAAUUAUUAUACAAGAAGAGGUGUGUUAAGUAAGAUUAAUUCUAAAGGAUUCCAAUUCUGCAAUAUAUAA